AUGAUGGCCGAACCAAAGCGUCUGAGCCCCAGGCUGGAGCAUUGGGCUUAUGGGUAGGACGUUAUUUUCUUCCUAACCUCAGUUUAUACACCCAAGGCCCACCACAAGGGCACUUUAUCUCUCUAACCACGUUAUAUCCAGAGGCACAUAUUAUUUUUAAGUUGCUUUUAAUUAAACUCUGGUGGGACGUUGAUUUUCAGAAUCAUAAUAUGAUGGAUACCCCAGAAUUCUGCCUUUCAUUUCUUUGUGAUUUCAUCCCACGAAUAAUUUGUUCUAUUCUUUUUUGAGCCAAUUAUUCUAGUGAAUGUGGAAAAAUAAAUAACACGAGAUGGGUAUUAUAUCUUGGUUAGGUUAGGCGUGUAAAGUUUACAAAGGCAGGCCAGGUUAAAGACCACUUCUCCUUCUUCUAGAGGCUUAGGAACAAUGCAGACGUUUGCUUCUCCCAAAUGUGGCUCACGGGUGGGUUUGAGUGCCAAACUCCAGGACCCAUGUGACGCAUUAGCCCUGAACUGCGAGGCAAAAGAUUCCUGUAGAGAAUGUGUUGCCUAGUGAAUGAGGUUUCGUUGCAUGAAAGAUCAAAGAUAUCUGAUCUUAUAGCGAAAACCUUGGAGCAGCUACGGUGCAGGAGGAGAUCUGGGUCUGCUCUGUUGGUCAACUCUCUCUCUCUCUCUCUCUCUCUCUCUCUCUCAGACGAUGAGGUGGGGAAGUCUCACUGAGACGGCCGUCCAGAACUCUCCGGAUCAUAAUGUCGACGCCGUCGGGUAGUAUCAGAAGGAGGAAGCGUUUGGCACGAACACCUUCUUGUCUCAUGAAUCCCCUGAGUCGGUAUUUCUUGUAAACACCUUCCUCAUAUGAUGAUGCCUCCGGACUCACCCACCCCUCCUCUUCCUCUUCUUCCGGGCCACGCAUGAAACUUGCCUGGAGAUUACUCAGGUGUUAUCUCCUAUGUGUGCAUUCACAUGUUUUUCUCUGCUGUUUUCUCUCCUAUUUUUUUCUUGGGUGUGCCGGGUCUACCUAGACACAGAAGAGAGAGAUUUCAUAGCUCCCUACAAGUGCAAGGGGACCUCCAAGUUCGUCCACCGGGAGUGCUUCCACCAUGGGUGAUCUGUCAAGGAAGGGUUCGCCCUUGGACACUGUACUUUUCCUUUACACUCUCGACGUGAGGUUGUGUGUGUGUGUGUGUGUGUGUGUGAGAGAGAGAGAGAGAGAGAGAGAGACGAGUGCGUUUCCUGUCUUAUCCCUUCGUCUCUUUUGGCCAUUUCCUAAAUUUUAGUUAACGGCUAGCCUUGUUUGACCAAGGCCAUAGUAACAUGAAUUCACCGCCGGGUUUUUUACCGGGAUCUCUUUUAAUGCGGGAAUGGCCGGGGAGGAGUGGGGGCCGGCGACCGCCUCUGGAAGGGAAACUCGACAUGCUCCAGGUCACGGGCAUUGUCGUCUAGGGAUGACUUCGACGAGGAAGAAUCGGAGGAUCAAGUUAGUUGGGAGAAGGAAGAAGAUGGAGAGUCCUCAUCCAUCUCCUGCAUCUUUCCCUGUAUUUUAGGAUAUCUAGUUGACUUUUAAGCUAGAUUGGGAGAAAAUCCUGGCAUACUAAAUCUACACGUUCUCUCUCUCUCUCUCUCCCCACAUCCAUCAUUGAUACUUCCGGACGUUGAAUGGAGAUCCAAAUCCAGAGAGUUUUAAUGUUGAGGAUUUGCUCUCACUCGGAAACAAAUACAAAAUCCGGAGCAUUGGUUCCUUUGGAUUCACUUGCUCAAACAGGGAAAGAUAUCCAUAAAAUAAAUAAAAUAUGACUAUAAAUAAAGAAGAUGAAUCCAAAUCCAAAGUGACGAUUAUCUAUAAAUAUGACUAUUCAUGGCAACCCAGUCACAGAGAGUAGCAAGAAGCCCAGUUGUCGAGUUUUCUUUCUUCUUGCCACCAUGAAGCUCUUCGCUGUGCUCGUCCUCCUGGCCUUCAUCUCAUCUCCCGGUACGAGUUCACGUUCUGCUUGGAAUAUCAUCAAACAUGAUCAGCAUUACCUGUUCUUAUUGUUUUCGCUCAUGGUUACAUGCAGUGGCUCAGGCGGAGCCGACGUGCACCCCGGGAGUCAAGUGCUUCGCUUCACCGGGGACGUGCGCCUCCGUCGACUGCGCCAGUGUUUGCGGCAACUACGUUCCCGGAGGCGCUCACCGCGCUUGCUGCACAUCCGCUGGCAGAUGCUGCUGUCUGAACUAG
Messenger RNA from Spirodela intermedia, 2211 nucleotides. Lineage: Eukaryota; Viridiplantae; Streptophyta; Magnoliopsida; Alismatales; Araceae. The record is from the annotation of a GenBank genome assembly.